AUGAAUAUUAUUGUUUUAUUACCGGAAGGUGAAGUGCUGGAAAAGAUACUUUAUGUGGCCUUAAAGCGUUGCCAGGGCAGAUUGUUUGCUCUAUUGGAACAAAAACCGGCAACUUUGAAUCAAUUGAAUGAAUACAUGCCAAAAAUAUACGAAAUUGCUUAUCGCUAUAAUGAGGAUUUGGAUGUAAACGUUGUGUAUCAGGAUCCUCAUAUUCCAGGCUGUACCUUGAUAAAGCAUAGCUCAUCGGUCAGAAACCUGGAUUACCCAACUAUCACUGUCCUUGAUUCUGACUUGGAUCUUGUGGAACCGCAUAUCUCCACAAACUCUGCUAUUUCCACCACGGUGAAUUCAUCCUAUCAGCAAUAUCAGGUUUCAGCUGUAGGAGGCACUUUUGAUCAUUUACACAGUGGACAUAAAAUGCUCUUGACCGCCUCUGUGUUUGUCACUGCAAGACUACUUAUAAUAGGAGUGACUGGUCCGGAACUGUUGAAAAACAAGAAAUAUGCUGAAUGCUUGGAGAGCUACGAGACGAGGGUGAAAAAAGUUGAAGCAUUUAUCAAGUUGAUCGACCCCAAUUUGCAGAUCGAAAUUCAUCAAAUCAACGAUAUAUGUGGACCUACUGCGAGCGUUAAAGAUAUAGAUGCGCUCGUUUUAAGCUCGGAAAGUGUGAAAGGUGGUCAAUACAUCAAUAAGGUCAGGAUGGAAAAAGGCUUCCCAGAGUUAGAGGUGGUGCAAAUAGCAACUUUAGGAGGUGACGAGGCCGAUGGAUUUCAAAACAAAUUGAGUAGCACUCAGCUCCGAAAGAUGGAUUAUGAACGACGCCAGGUUUCUCAGCAUUAA
This is a messenger RNA of Ogataea parapolymorpha DL-1, 840 nucleotides long. RefSeq lists its product as uncharacterized. Gene Ontology annotation, molecular function: dephospho-CoA kinase activity. NCBI's taxonomy places the organism in Eukaryota, Fungi, Ascomycota, Pichiomycetes, Pichiales, Pichiaceae. Gene Ontology annotation, biological process: coenzyme A biosynthetic process. The coding region runs from base 1 to 840 and encodes 279 amino acids. The transcript has a single exon. The record is from RefSeq and is a predicted model, not a curated record.